CACGGCUGCAUCAAACGUGUCGCCUCGUCGUUUGACAUCAGCAGCGGCUGCAUCCUCACCGGGGCGCGGACGCACAAAGGCUUGUUGUGUAACUAAUUGAGGGCUUUACUGUUGCGGUGGGCAAAUACGCAUUAAGGGCUGCGGUUUGUGUGGUUCUGUUCAUUAAGGCAUUCCUGCACGGAUUGGGGCGACAGAGAGAAGGGGGGCUUUACAUAAUGAAGUGCAUGCUUUUCACGUGAAAUGCCCCUUUAAAAGCGGGCUUCCUUCACUCUCAUUCAGGCACAUCGUAAACGAGCCGAGGCGAGGAGUGAAAAGUCUGUGACAGCUGCACUUAGGGGCUUUUUUUUCUGGUCAGAUCGGCUUCAGGAUGGUCUCGUCGUACCCGUUACCGGAGGGCUUCUCCGAGUUUGAUGUGUUCUCCCUGGGAUCAUGUCUGCUGGUGGAGGGUCUGCUGGGCUUCUUUCUAAACAUGGUGACGAUCGUCUCCUUCCUCAAAGUGAGGGAGCUGAGGACCCCCAGCAAUUACCUCGUCUUCAGCUUAGCGUUAGCUGACUGUGGCAUCUCCGUAAACGCCACCAUCGCCGCUUUCUCCAGCUUCCUGAGAUACUGGCCCUAUGGCUCCGAAGGAUGCCAGACUCACGGUUUCCAGGGCUUCGUCACAGCUCUCGCCAGCAUCCACUUCAUGGCUGCCAUCGCCUGGGACAGAUACCACCAGUACUGCACCAGGACAAAACUGCAGUGGAGCAGCGCCAUCACUCUGUCUAUCUUCAUCUGGCUGUUCACCGCCUUCUGGUCCGCCAUGCCCCUCAUCGGCUGGGGAGAGUACGACUACGAGCCCCUCAGGACCUGCUGCACCCUGGACUACAGCAAAGGAGAUAGAAACUACGUGUCCUUCCUGAUCCCCAUGGCGAUCUUCAACAUGGCCAUCCAGCUGUUUGUUGUCAUGUCCUCUUACCAGUCCAUCGCACAGAAGUUCAAGAAGACAGGAAACCCCAGGUUCAACCCCAACACUCCUCUGAAGACCAUGCUGUUCUGCUGGGGCCCCUAUGGUAUCCUGGCUUUCUACGCUGCCGUGGAGAAUGCCAACCUGGUAUCCCCCAAGCUCAGGAUGAUCGCGCCCAUCCUGGCUAAGACCUCUCCCACCUUCAACGUCUUCCUCUAUGCUUUGGGAAAUGAGAACUACAGAGGAGGCAUCUGGCAGUUCCUCACCGGGGAAAAGAUUGAUGUGCCUCAAAUUGAGAACAAGUCCAAAUAAACUAAGCAUGCAAUAAUAACACAUACACUCUGUCCUGGUGGUUUCUCACAGGUACUUUGAUGUUUUUCUGUCUGUGAGUGUACGUGCAUGUGGCGUGUUUUGGAUGCUUCUUCCUCGUAAACAUCUGUCCUGGAUUUGUAAUCUUUUGUUGCUGCAGCUGUAUUUUGUAAAAGACCAAAAAAGCACAAACAAUUCCUUUUGGGAGAAUCGACUUAAAGUGACAGUAGCUCAUGUUACCACCCAAAUGCAUUUGACUUGGCUAUUUCUGUAACAAACACAUGAUUUCUCUGGUAUUCUUACAUCAUUGUGGAAAUUUUUUUUAUUGAUUUAAUGAAGUAGGGGCAGACUCUCAUUAAAACAGCAUUUGCUCAGAAAUUCUUUUAGUAAACAGAAAUUAUCAAGAGCACAUCAGUUUCAAGUUUUAAAAGACAAAUGUUACAGUUAAGUCUUCUGAGGACCAAAAAACAAGAUUUUAGCUAUUACUAUCAAUUUUCUUUCAGCUUUUUAAUCCAAGACAGCUAUUCAACAUUGGCUGUCUUAGAGAUGAGGUACCAUGUGAGUGACAAGUCAACAAAAGGUAGCAAUGUGAGCUUCUUAAAGAGGGCAGGACUAAAAAUAAUUAAAAAAGCAAAGAAGUUACAACAGAGGAUUGAGGUCUCAGAUUUCUAUCUGGAGCUGUGUCCGUCACUGCAUACUUUCACUACUCAUAUUUAAGUAUGUAGUACAUUCUCAAUUCAUAGUACGCAAUUUUGUGCAGAUUAGGGCUGAACGAUUUAAGCAAAUAAUCAAACUGCAUAUUUCCCAUAUGCAUAAUAUUGCGAUUAAAUAUGGAAUAAAUUCCUUAUCUUAGGUAUUUCUUAACAAGAAAGCAAUAGGUCAUUCUAUAUUAAACUAGGGCUGUUAAGAUCAAUCAAGUUAAUUGGGAUUAAUCGAGGUCCACAAUUAGUGCAUUUUUUAUUGCAGUUAUUUACACAGUUUAUUGUCUCUUUCAACACACUUUGGCUAAGGUAGGUCAGUAGUUCAAGUUCAUAUUGUUAUCUUAGAUCUACCUACAAAAGCAGCUCUGUAUCUAAACAGGAAGUCAAUUACCUUUAGUUUACAGUAGAAAAACCCAAAAUGAUACAAAAACAAUUUCAAAUGCAAAAUAGUGGAAAUUGAAAAGGUGAUAAAAGGGUGCGAUUAAUUGCUAUUGAAAAUGUUAUCUUUUGACAGGCCUUAUAACAACCUCACAAUGUUUGGUGGAUUAAACUAAGGCUGUUGUGAUUAUUUGACUCAGGAUGAACUGUCGCAAUGAAGGAAAUGAUGAUUUCACAUCUUUCUUGUUUUUUAAACAUGUACAAAAACAAGAAAAAUGGGAUUUCCUGUAAACUAUUCACAAUACUGGCACUUGAAUGUUUGAAUGACGGUAGAUCACAGCAUCUCUGCUUCAAAAAAUUGUGUUAAAUUGGUAUUUUGACACAUUUCAGGUCAAAGAAAUAUUGCACCAUCUGCAAUUUGAAAAUUACAGUGAGACAUAUAGCAAUAUAAUCUAAAUUUUGUAUUAAUCACCAGGCCCUAAUGCAGCUGACUAUAGAUUGGCCAGAACUUAUAAGAAUGAUACUAAACUGCCCCCAAAAUGCAAUGUGGCUUUCAGACUUACCAGCAAACAAGCAGCAUAAAAAUAAAGUAAUUGCACUGUUAAUGCAUUUUAAAUGUUAUAUAACACUCCAGUAACUGCCUAGCUGUACAAAUUAUGAACAUAAGUUUAUUAUUAAUGAAUUCUAUACAGACCUGCGUUCACGCUAGCUAGUGGAUGAGAAAACAUCACAGAUAAACUAUUGAUGUAGAGAUGAUGGGCUUUAAUAUAUGGUGGAAUGGUUGUUAGUUUAUGCUGAUACACUGCCGUAUGUUUCAGCACAUAGUAAUAGUAUGUAGUGUGCAGUUUUGGACACAGCCAAGCUCUGCAGACAGUUAAAAAGGUUUCCCCUCCUUGUUAAGUGCCUGUCAGUAACAUGUAGAGUUUACAUACACCAAUGUCUCGUCAUCCUCUCUAAGGUCGUGUGUGAGCUCUGUAACCAGAGUGAGAACUGCACUAAUCCUCGAACAAGAGCACCAUUCAUCAAUACACAGCCCCCACCACAUGUAAGAGAUUAGUCGCUGGUUGUAGAUUAACUGGACAUGGUUCUCGCCUUCUCAUUUGCAUAUAAACAAAGACGGAAGUUUUGUCUGACAUUUAACCAUAUCCAAAUGAUUACUGGUAUCCACUUAACAGCAUUUAAAUGAUAGUCCUGAUUUCACUUAAGUUCUGCUGUUUAAUAAAUGACUGUUUCUUUAUUACAGAGUUAAAAUCCCUCGUCAUAUCAUUAAAUACUACAAACAUUAUUUUACAUGUGAGGUUUUCUUUACCAACAUUACCUCUAAGGGCCCUCACUGACAUUUUUGUAGUCUAACCCCAGCUAUUGACAGUUUACAUAACAUAGUGGUUAUCAUUUAAUCAAUAUGUUCUGACAGUAGGUUUCAAAAACCAUCACUUCACUAAUGGGAUUACGUUUAUGUGAUACAUUUAUGUAGUGUAUAACAGGUUAAGGAUGAGUUUUAUAAACAUACUGUACACUUGAUCAGGGCUAGAGUCUGAGAGGAUGUUGGAAAGUUUACAUUUCUCUAAAUUUCUAUAAAAUACACACAAAGGUUUGCAGACACAAGUUUCUACAGUCUGUUGCAUGCGCAUCAUUCAUGACAUUAUGAUGUAAUUUUCUUCUGCAUAAAAAGGUCUAUUUACAUCCUUCCUCCUACAUGUUAAUGUUAAAAUGACUUCAGUGUAGUUUUUAAAAAUCCAGAAAGAUUUGUUAGAGUGAGCGUCUUGACCCUGGAUGUUAGCAGUCCACAUGGUGAUUCUCCUUCACAGUAUAAUGUAGAGUUAUAGAGAGAUUUUGUAUGAUUAUUGACCACUGCCAAACCCUGGAAUCUUGAUUGUAAUUUUUUUUUCUUUAAAAAUGUUGUUGUUUUUUUGGUCUAUUUAAUGUUCAUAAUUGACAGUAAGUGAUUUACCACAGAGUGAAUCAUCUAUUUAUCAUGCCAAAUUUAGAUAAUAAAUAAAGGAUUAAACCUG
Molecule: messenger RNA, 4343 nt
Organism: Cheilinus undulatus (humphead wrasse)
Lineage: Eukaryota; Metazoa; Chordata; Actinopteri; Labriformes; Labridae
Gene: rgra
Product: retinal G protein coupled receptor a
Exons: 7
Coding region: 368-1255 (295 amino acids)
Biological process (GO): visual perception; phototransduction; G protein-coupled receptor signaling pathway
Cellular component (GO): membrane
Molecular function (GO): G protein-coupled receptor activity
Source: RefSeq, a predicted model, not a curated record